AUGGUGUCGGUAUCUCGUGAAAUAUAUCGUGUUUCGGCAUCGAAGGUGCUGCAAGAGACGUGUAACUACAUAAGGAGCUUGCACAGAGAGGUCGAUGAUUUGAGCGAGCGGUUAUCGGAGCUUUUGGAAUCGACGGAUGGCGAAAGUGCUCAAGCAGCCAUAAUUAGGAGCUUGUUAAUGUAAUAUUAAUAAUAGCUAAUUAAUUAAUUAAUACUUAGUUAAAUUACUAAUUAAUUAUGAUAUAUGCUCUGUCAAUUGUUGUCUCUAGGGUUUGGUCACUAUAUUAGGCCAACUUAGGACUUUUUAGCUACUUUGAUGCUAUAUUGUAUCUUUAUAGUAUCUUUAGCUAUUUACAAAAUAUUAUUACUUUGCCUUUUUG
Molecule: messenger RNA, 379 nt
Organism: Erythranthe guttata (spotted monkey flower)
Lineage: Eukaryota; Viridiplantae; Streptophyta; Magnoliopsida; Lamiales; Phrymaceae
Source: RefSeq, a predicted model, not a curated record